AUGCCGAUCGUCCGCCGCGUCAAGCCUUCGGACCUCUUCCACAUGAACCACUGCAACUUGGACCCCUACACCGAAAACUACGACAUUGGCUUCUACAUGUCAUACCUGAUGAAAUGGCCCUCUAUGUUCCAGUGCGUCGAAGAACAUGGCAAGAUCGUCGGCUACAUCAUUGGCAAGGUCGAAUCUUCCCCUCCUCACCUACAGCACUCGCCUCAUUACCUUCCCUGGCAUGGCCAUGUCACUGCCCUGACCAUUGCCCCAGAGUACAGGCGACUAGGGUAUGGCAAGCUGCUGACGGAGGCGUUGGAGAGGGCGUGCGACGCACAAAACGCAUGGUUCGUGGACCUGUUCGUGCGGAUGAGCAACAAGAACGCGAUCAAGAUGUAUGAGAGUAUGGGGUACUCCACGUUCAGGGUGGUGGUGGAUUACUAUGCGGAUAAUCUGGUAGAUCCGUCCGCUGGGGUCGGUGAGAGUGCACUGGAUAUGCGGAAGCCGUUGUCGAGGGAUGCGAAGCGAGAGCAUGUGAGGGAGGACGGGAUGAAGCACAGCGUGUUUCCAGAGGACGUUUUUUGA
This is a messenger RNA of Cyphellophora attinorum, 573 nucleotides long. Its product is annotated as N-terminal acetyltransferase B complex catalytic subunit naa20. Gene Ontology annotation, molecular function: protein-N-terminal amino-acid acetyltransferase activity. The coding region runs from base 1 to 573 and encodes 190 amino acids. Gene Ontology annotation, cellular component: NatB complex. Lineage: Eukaryota; Fungi; Ascomycota; Eurotiomycetes; Chaetothyriales; Cyphellophoraceae. The transcript has a single exon. The record is from RefSeq and is a predicted model, not a curated record. Gene Ontology annotation, biological process: N-terminal peptidyl-methionine acetylation.